Messenger RNA from Misgurnus anguillicaudatus (oriental weatherfish), 1159 nucleotides. The record is from RefSeq and is a predicted model, not a curated record. Lineage: Eukaryota; Metazoa; Chordata; Actinopteri; Cypriniformes; Cobitidae.
GUACAUCCGCUGACCCAGCGCUUCACGUCAGGUGGUUUUCCUGUUUGUUUGUUCAUUAACUUUGUUUGUCCAUUAACUUCGUCUAAAAAACGUCAAUGUGAUAGGUCUGAUUGUCAACAACAAAACGAGCAGCUUUAACAUGGAAUUCUUAAAGUCCUGGCUGGUAAUUUACAUCGUGUUGCUGCUAUCGGCGAUCGUCUCAAGCAGAGGGCAUGAUGCCCACGCUGUUUUAACCUAUACUAGAGAUCAGCUGCUGACGCUGCAGGACCAAGCCGGCAAAUUUGAACAUCUAAUUCCUAUGGACUGUACAGAAAUUCUGAAACAACACAAAGGGAGAUGGACUAUAAUAAGAAAGAACACAAAGGCAAAGAAACGAGGUUCGAGAGGAGGAGUACGUGCGAGACUGAGGAGACGCGGCUCCAGAUUUCCUCUACCUGUCAUUACACUCUCCAACGUGCGCUCCCUUAAUAAUAAGGUUGAGGAAUUAGCUGCUCGGGUAAACUUUGAAACAGAUUUCAAGCUAUGCAAUCUAAUUUGCCUAACAGAGACAUGGUUAAAACCUGAAACAGCAGUAUAUAUUGAUGGAUAUACAACAAUACGGGCAGAUAGAGAUGAGCUCCUGUCAAGGAAAUCAAUCGGCGGGGGAUUAUGCAUAUUUAUGGACAAUAAAUGGGCUACGCAGAUGCAUAUUCAGGAACAAGUCUGUACUCCGGAGUACGAAAUUCUGACUGUAUCGUUUCGGCCUUUCUAUCUCCCAAGGGAAUUUGGACAAAUCACAAUCAUCCUGACGUACGUACCUGGGACGAAACAUCAAGAGGCUGCAGGGCGGUGGAGUUUUCAUUCGCCAGAGCGCGGUCCGUAGAGCUGCAUCGUGAUGGGGGACGAGGUCCUCAUUCCGGUCCUGGCUUGCUCUGUUCUUGUGGGAUCAGGAUGAUGUUAGGCAUGCUACGUUGUACAUUGGGUCUAUGACACCAUGACAGCAGCAACUCCACAGCUACCUGUUUUGCACUCAGGCGAGUAAGCACAGGUCAGUUUCCAUUUGGUCAGUUUCCAUUUUUCAGAACCAAUCACACAAAUGCACAUCCUUUACUCUUCAUCAUCAUCUCAUUAUAUCAUCUCUGAAUUCUGGUUUUGUUUCAAUGCAUCUUGUAAAGGUUAA